Molecule: messenger RNA, 1290 nt
Organism: Aspergillus glaucus CBS 516.65
Lineage: Eukaryota; Fungi; Ascomycota; Eurotiomycetes; Eurotiales; Aspergillaceae
Product: actin-related protein 2
Exons: 6
Coding region: 93-1259 (388 amino acids)
Biological process (GO): Arp2/3 complex-mediated actin nucleation
Cellular component (GO): actin cortical patch; Arp2/3 protein complex
Molecular function (GO): actin filament binding
Source: RefSeq, a predicted model, not a curated record
AUUCUUCUAUCAUCUCCUUUCUUUUUGAACUCCCUUCUGCUCUUUUAUACCCGUCCGUCCUUAGUUAAAUUGUACCUGAACGACUCGCAAUCAUGGCGGAAAUGCCCAUUGUCCUCGACGGAGGAACUGGUUUCCUCAAGGUCGGAUAUGCUGCACAGAACUUCCCAGAGCAUCAGUUCCCCUCGAUAGUGGGGCGGCCCAUACUCCGGACGGAGGAACAGGCUGGCGACAUCAUCGUCAAGGAUAUUAUGUGCGGAGAUGAAGCUGCCGCCGCCAGAUCCAUGCUUCAAAUCAGCUAUCCUAUGGAAAAUGGUAUCGUCAAGAAAUGGGAUGACAUGCAACACCUAUGGAACUACACCUUCUACGAUAAGAUGAACAUCGAUCCCACGGGUCGCAAGAUCCUCCUUACCGAACCUCCUAUGAACCCCCUGAAGAACCGAGAACGGAUGGCCGAGACCAUGCUGGAGGGAUACAAUUUCGGGGGUGUUUACGUGGCGAUUCAAGCGGUGCUGGCACUGUACGCUCAGGGUCUUAGCAGUGGUGUGGUCGUUGAUUCCGGUGAUGGUGUCACCCACAUUAUCCCCGUUUACGAAUCCACAGUCUUGAACCACCAUAUCCGCCGUUUGGAUGUUGCUGGUCGCGACGUUACCCGGAACCUAAUCGCCCUCCUUCUCCGCCGUGGAUACGCCCUGAACCGUACGGCAGAUUUCGAGACGGUGCGCCAGAUCAAGGAGAAGCUUUGCUACGUUUCUUACGACCUGGAGCUGGACAAGCAACUCUCCGAAGAUACCACCGUCCUGGUCGAGUCGUACACCCUUCCCGACGGUCGAGUCAUUCGGGUAGGAAGCGAGCGCUUCGAGGCCCCCGAAUGUCUCUUCCAGCCUCACCUGGUCGACGUCGACCAACCCGGAAUUGCAGAGAUGCUCUUCAACACCAUCCAGGGUGCUGAUGUGGAUGUGCGUUCCAGUCUGUACAGGGCAGUUGUGCUCAGUGGUGGUAGCAGCAUGUACCCGGGUCUGCCAUCGCGGUUGGAGAAGGAAGUCAAGCAGCUGUGGCUUACGCGGGUGUUGCAAGGGGACCCGGAGAGACUGAACAAAUUCAAGGUCCGCAUCGAAGAUCCUCCUCGACGGAGACACAUGGUCUUCUUGGGUGGUGCUGUUCUGGCCAACCUGAUCGCCGACAAGGAGGACAUGUGGGUGACCAAGGCAGAAUGGGAGGAGCAGGGUGCUCGGGCUCUGGAGAAGCUCGGUCCCAGAUAAUUUCAUUUUCUUGCUUUGUAUCUCCUUUUUU